This is a messenger RNA of Dichomitus squalens LYAD-421 SS1, 306 nucleotides long. RefSeq lists its product as uncharacterized. The coding region runs from base 1 to 306 and encodes 101 amino acids. The record is from RefSeq and is a predicted model, not a curated record. Lineage: Eukaryota; Fungi; Basidiomycota; Agaricomycetes; Polyporales; Polyporaceae. The transcript is spliced from 2 exons.
AUGGCUGUCUUCGGCUUUGACUCCUCCAAGAUAGAAGGUAUCGCGCCCUCGUCUGCUCAAGAACAAUCACUCAAACGCUUCGGUUUCGUCCCGCUGCCCAUUCCCGAGGGCUACUCACAUCUUGCCUCCCUCCAGGGGCAGAAAGCACAGCAGGACAACCGCGUCACACCGCCUGCCACCCAAAUUUCUGGUGUUAGACAGAUGCGAAACCCAACUACGCCAUCGACCCUUAUCAAGGGUAGCCCAGUCAGUUGCGUCUCAUCUUCUGGCUCUCGUCUACGUCGUUCCAGAGAGUGGGACAGCUGA